Molecule: messenger RNA, 459 nt
Organism: Microthlaspi erraticum
Lineage: Eukaryota; Viridiplantae; Streptophyta; Magnoliopsida; Brassicales; Brassicaceae
Source: the annotation of a GenBank genome assembly
AUGAAGCCAACACGCCAGAGCGAGUCUUCAUCACGUUCGGACUUGUUGAUAGUCACCAAAACGACGGCGAGCUCCUGUGAUAGUCUGCAAAAAUCGGUGAUGUCUAGAUACACGUCUCUCCGGGAAAUCUUGUCGAUGAGUAGGCCGCCUCCUCCUCCUCCAACUCCGCCUCCAGCCUCACCUGUGAAGUCACCAGGUUGUAGGAGCGGCUCCGAGAUACCAAUAAGGAACCCACUGGUGAAGCAAGCGGCAUUGGCUUACCUGCAACCUAUGGCAGGAAGGCCACCGGGGACAGUUGUGGAGGAAGGUCUUUUUGGCAAAUUCAAAGAGGUUUGCUGCGGAGGACAAUGCGGUUGUCUCGAGUGGCUCCACGGCGUCGUCUCAAUGGACUUGUUCAGCACAGACGAAGAAGACGACAGCGAGCUAUUAAUGAGACGAAGGAAGACAGGUGGAGGAUGA